This is a messenger RNA of Cryptomeria japonica (Japanese cedar), 525 nucleotides long. RefSeq names its product caffeic acid 3-O-methyltransferase 2-like. Gene Ontology annotation, biological process: methylation. The record is from RefSeq and is a predicted model, not a curated record. The transcript has 2 exons. The coding region runs from base 1 to 525 and encodes 174 amino acids. NCBI's taxonomy places the organism in Eukaryota, Viridiplantae, Streptophyta, Pinopsida, Cupressales, Cupressaceae. Gene Ontology annotation, molecular function: O-methyltransferase activity; S-adenosylmethionine-dependent methyltransferase activity.
AUGGGGGGUCAUUCCCCCAACACGUCAAGCCCACAGCAGACUCCACAGUCGAUACGAAGAAGUCCCCUAAAUUUUACACUCAUAUAUGGUAUGGAAGGUGUGACCAGUACAUGCUGCUCUAAGCGACAAAUGAUUUACCAUUUUGCAUACAUGUCUGCUAAGGCUGUUGCAACUGGAUGGCUGCAUCUGCAUGAGUCUGUGUUAGAAGGCAGCAGCGCCUUCAGUAAGGCUUUUGGUAUGAGUUAUUGGGAGUACGUUGCAAACAAUCCUGAAGCGAACAAGACAUUGAACGAGGCCAUGUCUUGUGACACUCGUGCUGUCAUGUCUAGUGUUGUCAAGAUUUAUGAGGACGGAUUUAAGAAGAUAAAUUCUUUGGUUGAUGUUGGGGGAGGUCUCGGCUCUGCCUUGUCCAUUAUUGUCGACAAUUACAAACACAUUACAGGAACUAAUUUUGACUUGCCUUAUGUCAUUGCUUCUGCACUUCUUAUCGCUGGUAAGCUUGAUCUUGGUCCAUUAAUUUUGUAA